GCCAGGGGGCAGGGCUUCCCGGCAGGGGCCGGGCUGAGGAUGGCCGAGCACGGGCAGGAGGCGGAGUUCCGCCUCACCGCGCUCUACAUAAGCGGGCCGUGGCAGCGGCUGCGCGCUGAUACUGACCUUCAGUGUGCUGGUCCCAGCGCCAUGGCGCCCUCCAGGAAGUUCUUCGUUGGGGGGAACUGGAAGAUGAAUGGGCGGAAGAAGAGUCUGGGGGAACUCAUCAGCACUCUGAACGCGGCCAAGCUGCCGGCCGACACCGAGGUGGUCUGUGCAGCCCCCACUGCCUACAUUGACUUCGCCCGGCAGAAGCUAGAUCAGAAGAUUGCUGUGGCUGCGCAAAACUGCUACAAAGUGGCUAAUGGGGCUUUUACUGGGGAGAUCAGCCCUGGCAUGAUCAAAGACUGUGGAGCCACGUGGGUAGUCCUGGGGCACUCGGAGAGAAGGCACGUCUUCGGGGAGUCAGAUGAGCUGAUUGGGCAGAAAGUGGCCCACGCCCUGGCGGAGGGACUUGGAGUAAUCGCCUGCAUUGGGGAGAAGCUAGAUGAGAGGGAAGCUGGCAUCACUGAGAAGGUUGUUUUUGAGCAAACCAAGGUCAUCGCAGAUAACGUGAAGGACUGGAACAAGGUUGUCCUGGCCUAUGAACCUGUGUGGGCCAUUGGUACUGGCAAGACUGCAACACCCCAACAGGCCCAGGAAGUACAUGAAAAGCUCCGGGGAUGGCUUAAGUCCCACGUCUCUGAUGCAGUGGCUCAGAACACCCGCAUCAUUUAUGGAGGGUCUGUGACUGGGGCAACCUGCAAGGAGCUGGCAAGCCAGCCUGAUGUAGAUGGCUUCCUCGUGGGUGGUGCUUCUCUCAAGCCUGAAUUCGUGGACAUCAUCAGUGCCAAACAAUAAGCCCCAUCCAUCUCCCCUGCCCGUCCUGCUAAGCCAGGGACUAGGUAGCUCAGAAGCCCAAUAAUUGCAUCCCCAGCUCCACCCCCCCCACACACAUGCUUCUGGUCGUGUCACCUGCCCCCUCUCCUGGCCUAAUCCAAACUGUACCUCUUCCUUUACUGUUUACACCUUACCCUGUAAUGGUUGGGACCAGGCCAAUCCCUUCUCCACUUACUGUAAUAGUUGGAACUAAAUAUGUCACCAAGGUGGCUUCUCCUUGGCUGAGAGGUGGAAGGGGUAGAGUUUGCUCUUGGGUCCCCUCAGUCCCCAGUGAGGGAGGAGAAAGAAGCCAUCCUCCUCUCCCAUCUCGCACCAUGAGGCCAAGGGCUGAGAGACAGCCCGGUCCUCCCCUCCAAGGCCAGGGGUGCUGCUCUCUCCCUUGGUGCCAACGCCUGUGUGUGUUGUGUAUGUGAGCAGUCCCACGUGUGGGGGAAAUAAACAGCUGGAAGUAAGCCUUGUUGUUUGUCCUUC
Messenger RNA from Ceratotherium simum simum (southern white rhinoceros), 1410 nucleotides. RefSeq names its product triosephosphate isomerase 1 (gene TPI1). Gene Ontology annotation, molecular function: triose-phosphate isomerase activity. The record is from RefSeq and is a predicted model, not a curated record. Lineage: Eukaryota; Metazoa; Chordata; Mammalia; Perissodactyla; Rhinocerotidae. Gene Ontology annotation, cellular component: cytosol. Gene Ontology annotation, biological process: gluconeogenesis; glycolytic process; glycerol catabolic process.